Molecule: messenger RNA, 2817 nt
Organism: Manis javanica (Malayan pangolin)
Lineage: Eukaryota; Metazoa; Chordata; Mammalia; Pholidota; Manidae
Gene: LRRC45
Product: leucine rich repeat containing 45
Cellular component (GO): plasma membrane; centrosome
Molecular function (GO): protein binding
Source: RefSeq, a predicted model, not a curated record
CGCUCCCCGCUCUUCCUGGAAACCGCGGCAUCGCGGAGGCGGCCGGCACUCAGUCCCGCGAGUGAGGGAGGGUUCGCUGCGCGAAGGCUGGGGCUGGGUCCUGGGGUGCGCGCGACGCCCGGACAGCCCCCGCCGCGGGAGCCCCGUGCCAGGGGGAGGCCUCCGCAACCCCCCGCCUCCCCGCCUCCGGGCCGCUGCUCGAGCGGCCACCCGUCCGCCCGGGGCCUCUCAUCUGUGGCAACGCCUCAGCAUUUGUUACUCGUUCCUCAGCUGCUGAGGACUUAGGGGUGCUUGUGCCACGCGGAGUGCGGGGGGCUCCCCUCAGGAGAGGGGCGCUGCCCACCGACCGCAGGCAGAGGGGCCGGGUGGCAGGGCCGCAGCUGCCCAGGGCGAGGCCUGCCCCGAGGAGCGCGCCGGGGAAGCCCAGCAGCGCCCUGGGGGCAUGGAGGAGCUCCGGCGCUCCUACAGCCGGCUGUGCAAGGAGGGCGGGGCCGAGCCCCAGGAGGCCGUCUUGCAGCAGCUACACCAGCUGCCGCGGGGCCGGCUGGACCUGGCCACUCAGAGCCUGACAGUGGACACCUGCAGGGCCCUGGGCAAGCUGCUGCAGAAGGAGACGCUGCUGACGGAGCUUGUCCUGAGUGACUGCAUGCUGAGUGAGGAAGGGGCCGCACUGCUGCUCCAGGGGCUGUGUGCCAACGCCGUCGUGCGGCUUCUAGAUCUGAAAGGCAAUAACCUUCGUGCUGCUGGGGCUGAGGCUCUGGGAAGACUCCUCCGACAGAACAAGUGCAUUCAGAACCUCACCCUGGAGUGGAACAAUCUGGGUGCGUGGGAAGACGCUUUUGCCACCUUCUGUGGGGCCCUGGCAGUCAACAGCGCCCUGCGGCAGCUGGACCUCCGCAACAACCAGAUCAGCCACAAGGGUGCUGAGGGGCUGGCCCUGGCCCUGAAGAGCAACGCCAGCCUCCAGCAGCUGGACCUGCGCUGGAACAACGUGGGCCUCCUGGGAGGCCGAGCUCUGGUGAACUGCCUCCCCAGCAACAGAACCCUCUGGAGGCUGGAGCUGGCUGGGAACAGCAUCCCCAGCGACGUCCUCAGAGCUGCGGAGCGAGCCAUGGAUCACAGCCAGGAGCGGCAGGCCGCUCAGCAGGAGAACCAGGCCCGCACCCACACGCUCAGCAAGGAGGUGCGGUGCCUCCGGGAAGAGAAGUCCAAGCAGUUUCUGGGCUUGAUGGAAACCAUCGAUAAGCAGCGAGAAGAGAUGGCCAGGAGCAGCAGGGCAUCAGCAGCACGCAUGGGGCAGCUGCAGGAAGCCUUGAAUGAGAGGCACUCCAUCAUCAAUGCCCUCAAGGCCAAGCUGCAGAUGGCUGAGGCUGCCCUGGCUCUGUCUGAGCAGAAGGCCCGGGACCUGGGCGAGCUCCUGGCCACCACAGAGCAGGAGCUGCGGGGCCUGGCACAGAGGCAGGCAAAGGAGCACAGGCUAGAGCAGCAGGAAGCUGCAGAGCGGGAGUCUAAGCUCUUCAGAGACUUGUCUGCUGCCAACGAAAAGAACCUGCUCCUGCAGAACCAGGUGGACGGACUGGAGCGGAAGGUGAAGUCUCAGCAGGAGCAGCUGUUCCUGGCCAGGCAGGAGCUGACCGACACGUCGGCCGAGCUGAAGAUGCGGGCUGUGCAGGCCGAGGAGCGCCUGGAGCUGGAGAAAAAGAGGUCCCGGCAGAGCCUGGAGGACUCGGAGCGCCUGCGCCUCAAGGAGGUGGAGCACAUGACUCGCCACCUGGAGGAGAGUGAGAGGGCCAUGCAGGAGCGGGUGCAGAGGCUGGAGGCCUCGAGGCUGUCCCUGGAGGAGGAGCUGAGCCAAGCAAAGGCCGCAGCACUUGGCGAGCGCAGCCAGGCCGAGGAGGAGCUCAUUAAGGCCAAGAGCCAAGUGCGGAUGGAGGAGCAGCAGCGCCUGGCUCACCUGGAGGAGAAGCUGCGGCUGCUGGCGCAGGCGCGGGACGAGGCUCAGAGCACCUGCCUGCAGCAGAAGCAGUCGGUGGCUGAUGCCCAGGCCCGGGCUGGCCAGCUCAGCCUGCAGGUGGAGGGCCUGCAGAGGCGCCUGGAGGAGCUGCAUCAGGAGCUGAGCAACAAGGACCAAGAAAAGGUGGCUGAGGUGGCCAGGGUGCGGGUGGAGCUGCAGGAACAGAACGGCCGCCUGCAGGCCGAACUGACGGCCCUGGAGGCGCUGAAAGAGAAGGCGGCGGCCCUGGAGCGCCAGCUGAAAGUGAUCGCAAGUGACCACCGGGAGGCGCUGCUGGACAGGGAAAGCGAGAACGCCUCCCUUCGGGAGAAGCUUCGGCUUAAGGAGGCUGAGAUCGCCAGGAUCCGCGACGAGGAGGCCCAGAGGGCCGUCUUCCUGCAAAAUGCUGUUCUGGCCUACGUGCAGGGCUCCCCCCUCAGGGCCCUGAGCCCCAAAAAGUGAGGGGAGGCAGGGAGACCAUAAGAGCGGCAGGCAGGUGGCAUUUGCCCACGUCUGGGUUCCAGCUCUGCUGUCCAUUCUUAUCAAGGGACAGGACAUCAGGCAGGUCCACGCUACUGAUGCAGGGUCUUCAGCUGGAAAAUCAGUGCCAAGAUGGACUGGCAAGUGGGAACUCUGCAGCUCGCCACCACUGGGUGGGCAGUCUGACCGGCCAAGGGGAUGGCAUGGGCAUUGCCUGGCCCAGGGAGUGGUGGUGCCCGUGACAGAAGGCUGUUUGCAGGAGCCUGAGCAGUCCGGGCACCACGCGGCCUUGGGCAUGUUCCCUAGGGCAUUCGGAAAUACAGAACAUUUGUAUUUUGUGAUUC